Molecule: messenger RNA, 834 nt
Organism: Prunus armeniaca (apricot)
Lineage: Eukaryota; Viridiplantae; Streptophyta; Magnoliopsida; Rosales; Rosaceae
Source: the annotation of a GenBank genome assembly
AUGAGUGUGGUGGGUGAUAUUACAUUUAAUUUUGCCGUUUCGUUUUGUCGGGGUGAGUUCGGGCCAAGCUCACAGCAGCAAAAGAAAAGUUGGGGAGAGAAAUUCGUGUUUUUGAAACGUCAGCUGCUUCUUCUUGGCAAACUGAAGAGUCUAUUACUGGUUCUUAAAACACGAAAGCUUAAAGAGGCAGCACAGGCAGAUGAUGCUUCAGAUGCUAAGUCAGGUCCCUUCCUUCAGGAAGAGAUCAUGUCUUUGAAACGUUUGAAACUCCUCACUAAGCAUGCAGAGCCUGUUGAGUCUGCACCAGAAACGAUACCAGAGGCAUCACCUCCUGUCAAAGUGGCUGAAACUGGGAGAGGAUCUGAAUGGCAAAGAAAAACGUAUGGGGAAGAAGGGAUUUGGAUGCUCUACACCCUACAAAAUUUAAUCGAGCGGGUCGAGUCAUUUGGUGCUCUUUCUUUAUGCACCAAGCUCUCAGAGCUUCACAUCAAAGCUCCUGAACAUAGCUUUGCCUACACGAAGAAAACUAUCGAACGAGCGUUUGGCCGCAAGCUCCAGGAGAUUUUUGAUAAUUUUGAAGAGAAACCAGUAGCAUCUAGAAGUAUUGCUCAAGGGCAUGGUGCUGGUCAACAGGUGAAGCCCAUAGUAGUUGCAACAAAGCAAGUGGAGGAGGCAUUCGCUUUCUGGGGGACUCCAGAAGGUGAUCUGGUCCAUCCUGCUGAGUGUAUGCAGCAGUUACUGGAGAAAGGCAUCAUAGAGUCAAUGUCUGGAUGGCAGCGGAAACUUGAUCCCGGUUACAAUGUGAUGCAAACACUGCUUCUCAAAGCUAACUGA